This is a messenger RNA of Callorhinchus milii (elephant shark), 2441 nucleotides long. RefSeq names its product ring finger protein, LIM domain interacting (gene rlim). The record is from RefSeq and is a predicted model, not a curated record. Bases 164 to 2047 code for a protein of 627 amino acids. Gene Ontology annotation, biological process: protein ubiquitination; ubiquitin-dependent protein catabolic process; random inactivation of X chromosome. Lineage: Eukaryota; Metazoa; Chordata; Chondrichthyes; Chimaeriformes; Callorhinchidae. The transcript has 5 exons. Gene Ontology annotation, molecular function: ubiquitin protein ligase activity. Gene Ontology annotation, cellular component: nucleoplasm; cytoplasm.
AGGGGGUGAGACGGCGGGACUCGGAGGUGGAUUCCUGUUUCCGGUCGGUCGCCGCCUCUGACAAUGGCGGUAACGGUCUGAGCGGCGAGGCCCGGCCCCGGACUGGACGCGACGCGGCGACUCGGUCAGUGCCGGCGGGUUUAAAAAAACACUUUGUCUCAUUAUGGAAAAUGCUGCCAAUGAGGAUGGUGGCGGAAGCGAGCAGGGUGACUCUCAAUCUUCGAACGAGGCUCAGCGUCAGCGACAGUUGGACCGCCUGGAUCGGGAAGAAGCUUUCUAUCAUUUUGUCAACAACCUGAGCGAAGAGGAAUACAGGCUGAUGAGGGACAAUAAUCUGUUUGGUACACCAGGGGAAAUUACAGAGGAGGAACUUCUGAGACGUCUACAGCAAGUCAAGGAUGGAACAAUCCAGAACAACGCAGAGACUCGGAGGACUGAAGGAUCUGUGGACAACCACGGGGCCGAGGGUUCUGAGGAAGGACUGAGUGGGGAUUCGCUGCUGGAGUGGCUGAACGCGUUCCGGCAGACGGGGAACACCACCCGGAGCGGGCAGAGCGGGAACCGCUCGUGGCGAGCGGUCAGCCGCACCAACCCCACCAGCGGUGACUUCAGGUUCAGCCUGGAGAUCAACGUGAGCCGCAGCCGGCUGGAGCAGAGUGCCGAGCUGGAGGGCGAGCAGCCCAUGGACACGUCGGGCGAAGCGGCGACGGCGGGGGGGGCCACCAUCCAGAGCGAACUGCAGAGGUCCGAGACCCCGCUGGCCAGGCAAAGCAGGAGGCUGAGCGGGGACCUGCCUUACGAGACCAGAUAUGAACUCUUGAGGAGAGAGCUGGAAACGCAGGCCCAUCGCAGCCGCCCGAGGAGCGGCCGGAGCCGGAGCCCCGAGCGCCGCAGGUCCUCCAGGACAAGGAGUAACCGCAGCCGGUCGCCCUUGCACCCCGUCGGCGAGGGAUCCAGUCGGACUCGGCGCCAGGGCUCGGCCCACAGGCCCGAGCGUUCCAAUCCGGAGGGCGGGGCUGAGGGGAGCUCCCGAACACGGCAGCACGUGGUGUCCAGGCAGAACCGAGCCGGAGACGAGGCUCAGACUGAAGUGGCCAAUCCCGCCUCGGCCCUGGAGCCCAGCGAGCCCUCGCAGGAGGCCGCCGACUCCUCUAACCCCGCCAGCGACCCCUCGGCCACCGGCCGCCGGCCACCCACCAUCAUGUUGGACCUGCAGGUAAGAAGAGUGAGGCCCGGCGAGACAGCGGACCGGGACAGUAUAGCCAGCAGGACCCGCUCGCGAUCCCAGACUACUGACAACACUGUGGUGUACGAGAGCGAGCGGGGCGGGCUCAGGCGCACCUUCUCCCGCUCAGAGCGAGCCGGGGUGCGGACGUACGUCAGUACCAUCCGGAUUCCUUUCCGCAGGAUAUCGGGCUCGGGGCUGGGCGAGGCAGCCUCGGUCGCCCUGCAGACCAUCCUGCGCCGCAUCAUGAUGGGCGGCGAGCUCAGCUCCUUCGUGGACAGCGACAGCGACUCCGAGUCGAGCAACAGGGGCCCCAAUCCCACGGCCGAGGCCUUGGAGACUCCGAGCGGCACGAGCGGCAACGAGCCCCCCGGCCUGGGAGCGGGCCAGGAAGGCAGAGUCGGGGAGCAGCAGGCGGGGGAGCAGAGGAACGUCAGCGAGCCCGACGGCACGGCGGGGGCCAGGAGAAGAGAGGGCCCGCAGAGCCGGGGCCUGUUUGGCCUGGAGGAGAGCGGCACCUUGCCUAUCCUCAGGCUGGCCCACUUCUUCCUGCUGAACGAUGAGGACGAGGACGAUCAGCCCAGGGGACUCACGAAAGAGCAGAUCGACAACUUGUCCACCCGGAAUUUUGGGGAGAGCGACGCCAUUAAAACCUGCAGCGUGUGCAUCAGCGAGUACACGGCGGGCAACAAACUGCGCAAGCUGCCCUGCUCGCACGAGUACCAUGUCCACUGCAUCGACCGCUGGCUCUCGGAAAACUCCACCUGCCCCAUCUGCCGUCAGGCUGUUCUGGCCCGCAGCGCCGGGGAAAGCAUUGGCUAGCGUUCAGCCGCCAUCAGCCACCCUGAUGUUGGUGUCAUGUAGAAUUAGCUAGCUGUACCAAACGGUGAAGCCUAUAAAAUUAUACUUCAGAAUGUAGUGGGGGAAAUUUUGACACAUUCACACACACACACACACACACACACACACCACACACGCGUGCGCGCGCGCACACACACACACUCGCACCCACAUACAGAAAAAAAAGAUAGCCAUACCUAAUACUCUUAUUGUGAAGGCUUCCUAUCCUCCGUUCAAGGGAAAAGGUUGUGUUUUUUGCUAAUCUUUAAAUGUUGGUUUGGUAAUUUUUAAAGAAAGAAAGAAGGAAAGAAAGGAAGAAAGAAAAAUGUGUGCGCUCGCUAUCGCACUGCUUUUUUUAAGAAAAAAAAUAUGAAAA